UGUGUGAGAGAGACACAUCCAUUGGUUGCGUCCAGCAGGUACAUGCCCUUGAUGGGAGUCGAACCUGAGACCCUUCCUCUGCAGGCCAAGGCUCGUUUAAAGAUUUUAUACCCAGGAAGCUUUUGGCCUGCUUUGCUUGCCAAAUCUGCCCCAUGAUGGCAGGAUUGGGAAACCCGAGGCAAGAUUUAUUUUGGCAGUUAGGGGUUGGGGGAAAGUGGAGUGAAGAUGUGCAGCUCCAUGCCAUGAAGUGAUGCUGUUUGUAAGCAAUGACAGCGCCAUUCUGUUUGGGCGCUUAUUUUCCCAGUGAGUGUUCUGAGAGUGAUUCCUGGAGCAAGUUAAAUGGAGAAGGACUUAGCCUACAUCAUCAUUGCUGUUUUACUACCAAGAACCUUGGGAACGUUCAUCUCUGCUGUAUUCUGUUGUAGGUGUCUUUCAGUUUUAGGGAAGUGUUGAUUCUGGAGAAAUCCUGCCUUUGCUGGAACCUGCAUGACGAGGCAGCAGAACUGAGCUCAAGUGAAGCAGAAGUGUAAGAAUAUGAGCUCCCUAAUGGCCAUGAGCGAACCAAGGCUGAACUGGGAUGUCUCCUCAAAAAAUGGCCUUAAGACAUUUUUCUCUCGAGAAAAUUACAAAGAUCAUUCCAUGGCUCCAAGUUUAAAAGAACUAUGUAUUUUAUCUAACAGGCGUAUAGGAGAAAAUUUGAAUGCCUCAGCAAGUUCUGUAGAAAAUGAGCCGGCAGUUAGUUCAGCAACUCAAGCAAAGGAAAAAGUUAAAACCACAGUUGGAAUGGUUCUUCUUCCAAAACCAAGAGUUCCUUAUCCUCGUUUCUCUCGUUUCUCACAAAGAGAACAGAGGAGUUAUGUGGACUUGUUGGUUAAAUACACAAAAAUUUCUGCUAAUUCCAAAGCUGUUGGAAUAAAUAAAAAUGACUUCUUGCAGUACUUGGAUAUGAAAAAACAUGUGAACGAAGAAGUGACUGAAUUCCUAAAGUUUUUACAGAAUUCUGCAAAGAAAUGUGCGCAGGAUUAUAAUAUGCUUUCUGAUGAUGCACGUCUCUUCACAGAGCAAAUUUUAAGAGCUUGCAUUGACCAAGUGAAAAAGUAUCCAGAAUUCUAUACUCUCCAUGAAGUCACCAGCUUAAUGGGAUUCUUCCCAUUCAGAAUAGAGAUGGGAUUAAAGUUAGAAAAAACUCUUCUCGCAUUGGGUAGCGUGAAAUAUGUGAAAACAGUAUUUCCCUCCAUGCCUGCAAAGUUGCAGCUCUCAAAAGAUAACGUAUCAACCAGUGAGACACCAGAACAAACAGCUGCAGCUAUGCAUUAUGAUAUUAGUAAAGAUCCAAAUGCAGAGAAGCUUGUUUCAAGGUAUCACCCUCAGAUAGCUCUAACUAGUCAAUCAUUAUUUGCCUUAUUAAAUAAUCAUGGACCAGACUACAAGGAACAGUGGGAAAUUCCAGUGUGUAUUCAAGUAAUACCUGUUGCAGGUUCAAAACCAGUUAAAGUAAUUUAUAUUAAUUCACCACUUCCCCAAAAGAAAAUGACAAUGAGAGAGAGAAAUCAAAUCUUCCAUGAAAUUCCAUUAAAAUUCAUGAUGUCCAAAAACACAUCUGUUCCAGUCUCUGCAGUAUUUAUGGACAAACCAGAAGAUUAUAUGCCUGAAAUGGAUAUGUCUCAUGAAGUUAAUGAGUGCCGAAAAAUUGAGACCCUUGAAAAUUUGGAUCUGGAUUUUGAUGAAGAUGUCACAGAACUUGAAACUUUUGGAGUAAGCACCACCAAACCAUCCAAGUCACCAAGUCCAGCAAGUACUUUCACAGUACCCAACAAGACAGACACUCCCACAGCCCCCCGUGCAGCAACCACACCUGUGGCACCAAAUGCACCAGUAGACAUUUCUGCUCAUUCUAGGAGUUUAUCUCAGAUUCUAAUGGAACAGUUGCAGAAGGAGAAACAGCUGGUGACUGGUAUGGAUGGUGGCUCUGAAGAAUGUAAAAAUAAAGAUGAUCAGGGAUGUGUACCAUGUGGUGAGAAGACAUCAGAUAAUUCUGAAAAGUCUCUGAUGCAAGAUGGUGACUUGAAAACAUCUGAUGCCUUACAGUUAGGAAGUUCUGCAGAAAUUGAAACCUCUAAUGAAAAUGAAAUGGCUACUGAUACAGUGUAUGCUGAUGAAAGACUAAAUGUUCCAGAGAACACAGACAAUUUGAAGGAAAAGUCUGUUACAUCAGAAGCAGCGAAAACUGAAGAUGUAGUUCCUUGCCAUAGUGAUACAGAUGAAGACUGUUUAAUCAUUGAUACAGAGUGUCAAAAAAAUAGUAACGGAAAGACAGCUGUUGUGGGUUCUAACUUAAGUUCUACACCAGCCAGCCCAAAUUCAUCCCCAGGACAGGCUUCUGUAGGAAACCAGAUUAAUACUACUUGUAGUCCUGAAGAAUCCUGUGUUUUAAAAAAACCUAUCAAACGAGUAUAUAAAAAAUUUGAUCCAGUUGGGGAGAUUUUAAAAAUGCAGGAUGAACUUUUAAAGCCAAUUUCCAGAAAAAUACCUGAAUUGCCUUUAAUGACUGUAGAAAAUUCCAAACAACCUCCUGUUUCCGAGCCACCCUCUGCUCCCUCAGAUGCCUCUACGUGGCCCAAAACUAUAUGGUCUUCUGCAUUUCAGAAGCCAAAAGGACGAUUGCCAUAUGAACUUCAGGACUAUGUUGAAGAUACAUCAGAAUAUGUAGCUCCUCAGGAAGGAAAUUUUGUUUACAAGUUAUUUAGCCUGCAAGACCUGUUGUUACUUGUACGAUGCAGUGUCCAGAGGAUAGAGACCAGACCACGUUCUAAAAAACGGAAGAAAAUCAGAAGACAAUUUCCAGUUUAUGUUCUACCAAAAGUGGAGUAUCAAGCUUGUUAUGGAGCUGAAGCUCUGACUGAAAGCGAACUGUGUCGCUUAUGGACUGAAAGUUUAUUGCAUUCCAACUGCUCAUUUUAUGUUGGUCAUAUCGAUGCAUUUACUUCGAAGCUUUUCCUGCUAGAAGAAAUUACCUCAGAAGAACUAAAAGAAAAAGUUUCAGCACUCAAGAUUUCAAGUUUAUUUAAUAUCCUCCAACACAUUCUAAAGAAAUUAACUAGCUUGCAGGAAGGUUCCUACUUAUUGUCUCAUGCAGCAGAAGAUUCUUCACUCCUGAUCUAUAAGACUUCUGACGGAAAAGUUACGAGGACAGCAUACAAUCUGCAUAAAACACAUUGCAGCCUCCCUGGUGUACCUUCCAGUCUCUCAGUGCCCUGGGUUCCGUUAGAUCCCAGUCUGUUAUUACCAUAUCAUAUCCAUCAUGGAAGAAUUCCUUGUACUUUUCCACCUAAGUCACUAGGUCCCACAACACAACAAAAGAUUAGUGGAACAAGAAUGCCUACACACAGCCGCAGGAAUCCAGUUUCCAUGGAAACCAAAAGCCUGCCUGCUCAGCAAGUUGAAAAUGAAGGAGUGGCUCCAAAUAAAAGAAAAAUAACUUAAACUCUACCGUGGAAAAUGAAGAAACGGCUUUAAGAAUGUUCAAUUUAGAAAGGUUUGCGGGGAAAUAUGCCCAGAAGAUCAGUAGACAAGAUGAACAUUUUUCUUUUUUGUCCUUGAGAGUUCUUAGAGUGCCUUGAAAAACAUGUUGGCUCUGUGAAGGAAUAUUUUAACUACAACGGAAUGCUACACUUAACUCUAGAUGUUUGAGGAGAAUCUGGAUAUGCUUUAACAUUGUCAUGGCAGGGAAAUUAUAGAAAAGAAAAUUAUUUUUAUAGUAGAACUUUUCCAAAAAUUGUAAAUAGGAAAACAAUUUGCUUUUUUUCAAGAGCAAUAUUUAUCAUCAUGUGUUAUAUUCAUAAUUUGAACUGUAUCACCCACCAGUCUGUGGAAAGUGGCUCAGAAGUCAAGUCUUGCCACUGUAAGAGAUCAUUUUGAGCAACGUGUAAACCUUGUUUCUGACCCACUGUGACGUUUUUUCUAUGCUAUUUUUAAAUGAUGAUUGUUGCAGGUUAAUAAAGUUAAUACUUUCAAAACUUGGCAAAAUUCCAUUGCAGAAGCUAAAAUUUAAAAUAAAAAGCUUCCUGCCUCUGAAAA
Molossus molossus (Pallas's mastiff bat) is the source of this 4077-nucleotide messenger RNA. It is a transcript of the gene ICE2, whose product is annotated as interactor of little elongation complex ELL subunit 2. Gene Ontology annotation, cellular component: transcription elongation factor complex. The record is from RefSeq and is a predicted model, not a curated record. NCBI's taxonomy places the organism in Eukaryota, Metazoa, Chordata, Mammalia, Chiroptera, Molossidae. The transcript is spliced from 16 exons. The coding region runs from base 535 to 3483 and encodes 982 amino acids. Gene Ontology annotation, biological process: snRNA transcription by RNA polymerase III; snRNA transcription by RNA polymerase II; positive regulation of transcription by RNA polymerase III.